Molecule: messenger RNA, 2461 nt
Organism: Westerdykella ornata
Lineage: Eukaryota; Fungi; Ascomycota; Dothideomycetes; Pleosporales; Sporormiaceae
Exons: 1
Coding region: 447-2183 (578 amino acids)
Source: RefSeq, a predicted model, not a curated record
AUUUCACCUUUACCGUAAGGGUACUUUUCGGAGUCCACACUCACUUUUUACUCUCUUUGCGUCACCCCACUUAAACUGCCCUUCCUUCAUUCUCUUCUCCUGCUUCACGGCGUUCCGGCUUUUCAUUUACUCCAGGUGCCGACCUUUUGCGGUGACCAGCAUCGCCAAAGCUCUCUCCGCCUGUUCCCCACGUCGUUCUCUUCCCUGGAUAGCUAUUUUUGUGCAGCCAAUUCACCUCAGAGCAGCUCGACCCCUCGGAUGUUGCUGGUUGUCUAUCCAUAUCUCAUUCCCUCACCGCUACAUCAGUGUCUCAACACUGACAGUCUUGGCAUACUGUGAUUGCCGUCAAUACUUCCACGCUCCAACUCUGAGGAAAAGACUUCAACCGGCUGUGCUCAAGAGAAGACCCUGUUCUAGUCUCUUACCGACAGAGCCAGCGAGCAGCCAUGAUGGACCCAGACAGCGAGAAAGAAAAUCUGCCUCCACCGGAGUUUGCACGAACAGACACGGCUAGCAAGAGCGAACCUCUCCCUCAACAGGAUGAGAUUGCAAGCUCGCCGCCAUUGGUACCCUUUUCCGAGGCAAUGUCGCCGACGUCGAGUGAGCCGCCAAUCUUUUCGAGCGAUGGUCCGGAGCACAUGGACGACGUCGAGAACUAUGCCUCACCACGCGACAAGCGCAAGCGCGCAGGGCCUUGGUGGGAAGGCGAUUCAGAGCGGCCCUCUGCGGCGAAGAAAGGGCGUAACAUGGAAAGAUACGAUUCCGGGGUUGUCGCCUACAGUGAUGACGUCGACCAGUUUGAGCCCGUCCCGGAAGCGGCAGGCUCAUUUGAUGAAGGUCAUAAGCACUUCGUUCAACGACUCUUGGACUGCGUACACGCGAACCGCGACUACUUUGAAUACGAUACCGGAACUCUCGAAGAUCACCACCUCGAACAAGUCUACCUCUUAAACCAAAUCAUCAACCCUGGCCCAGAUCCUGGGACAGAGGUUCCUGCCGAUGGCCAAUAUCGUUCCAUGGUCCCAAGACUGAAGUUAAAUUUCCGUUGCAACCAGCUCUGCAGACUCCAUAUUAACCUCUUCUCCUUAGAGAAUAUAACGUCUCUCACCCUAAGGGACAAUAACAUCCAAGAGCUGUCCCCACAAAUAGGUCAGCUUCGCAACCUGGUCUCGCUGGAUCUGUCCAACAACAACCUCUUCUGGAUGCCAUCUGAGCUUCAUUCACUCCUUAAGCCCCAUGGGAACCUUCGAGGAUUCAGCUGCGGUGGGAAUUGCCUGCCCUGGCCGACCCCCUCCGGCUUCUGUAGAUUGAGACCAUUCGCUCUCCUGAAGCUCGAGGAUCCACCCACGCGCGCCGAGUGUCUUCACAACCUGUGGGAGAGGUACCGUGCGGCUAUCCUGCUUGAAAAAGAAGAAGAUGUUCCAAAGGAAUGGGAGAACUAUGAUGGGUCUCUGGACAAAUAUAGAGAGGACCUUGUUUGGGACCUGUCGUUCUUCGAGUACUGGGAGCACAAAUACCCAAAUUUUUGUAGUUAUUUCAACCGCCAUGUACUGCUAGGAUGCAGCCCGGUGUCCUACUUCUACGAACACGGGCAGCUCAUCCCUGGUUCCUUCAAUCUGGAAACGUUGUACGACGUCAAGAAACGCACCACCGACAUCGGCUCAGCCUGCGUGGUUCCAACCAGCAGAGGACUCAUCAGCUUUCCACGGGUUCACCGAGAACGCACCCCCUCCCCGCCCCAAUCGUCUUCCGCCGUACGCACCCUGUUUUCUCUCUCUCUCAACGAAGCCCUGAGGAACGAAUCUCCAGCCACCAUCCGCCAGUUUCUCGGCGCCGAGAUCCCCCCAGUGAUAGACGCCGCUCUCUCUCGGGCGGAGGACAACAAGGAAAGGCUGCUCACCACAUUCUUGACUUGCCGCUGUGGCAAGAGCUUCCUGAUUCCCAGGGCGGUGUGGUUCGAAUACUGGCUGGAUCUGUACGGGCCUCAAGUGCCCUAUAAGGUGCAAGUGUGUUCGUGGGCCUGCGCAGAGCGCUUUUACAUGAAAAGCUAUCUGGAUCCAGAGGAGGAUCCAGUCCUGGGACGCAGGGACUGGAUUUCGCGGCUCCCAAUGGAGCUCCAGCGGGAGAUGGAGGAGGACGAGGACAAUUGGAGUGAAUGGAGAGAGCUGAGUGGAACUGAGUGAGGUGUGUUGGGUGAGGAGUAGUCGGGGAACUCCAGUCGGCUGCAUUGUAACAAUGGAGGUCAUGAUUGUUGGAGUAGGCCUGUAGCAUGAGUCUUUGCAAGGCGUCACGGGUCUCUAGGGAGAUACCCAUCGAAUAGAGCUCUUCAUUACAUCUAGUCAUGACUUGCCAUUAUAUUAUGCUCCAGUGCUACAUCAAGAUCACUACCCCGACCAUAGCUAACACCCCAGCACCCUAUAUAUACACCUUCUUCACUGCCGCUUCGUCACGGGCUUCUAUG